CCUGCGCGGGUGUGACCGUCACUUGGCCAGUGGAGUCCGAGACAAGGAGAGGUGUUCAGAGACGCAGUGCACUCAAAACACCGACGACAAGAGACAGUUGAGUGGACGCUCUGGAGAACAUGAAGCACCACGGGGACUUGGAGGUGGAGGUGGUGAGCGGCGAGAACUUGAUGGACAAAGACCACUUCCUUAAAUUCAUACUGAAGAAGGACGUGUCAGACGUGUGGACGUCCGUCAGCCUCGGCUCGACUCCCAUCCUCAUUACGGGUGUCAGGAAAGACGCCAUUGACACAGUGUGGGGAGAGCGAGUCACUAUUCCAGUCUGUGAUGCUGCAGACUACCUCGACAUCGCUGUUUGGGACGAGGACCUUGCAUGCAAGCAGUUGGUGGGGACAGGCCGCAUGCAGCUCGGUAGUCCUGACAUGGAGUGGGAGAAGCAGAGUGCUGUGCACCUCGAUGGAAAAGCAGGUACCAUCAACAUGAAGGUCAGGUACACCCCGGCGGCACAAGCACGCAGAGAAGGCAUUGAAGUGCCCGAUGCAUAUUUCCGGAUGCGCACGGGCGGUACCAUGACCUUUUACCAAGACGCUCACUCCGAAAAGAUCCCCGGCAUCACCACCACCCAGGACGGUGCUUUCGAAGCGAUAGGCAAUGCCAUUAGGGGUGCCAAAAAGUUCAUCUACAUCGCUGGCUGGAGUUUGUGGAGUGAGGUGCAGCUGUGGCGAGAUGGGCUGACACUUGGUGAGCUGCUGAAACAGAAGGCUCGUGAGGGCGUGCGUGUGUUACUCUUGAUCUGGGAUGAGAAGUUCUCGGUGGGUUGUUACCCAGGUUUCGUCGUCACAUAUGACGAGGACACUGAUCGCUACUUCAACAACACAGGCGUAUACGUAGAGAAAGUAACAAAAGAGAUCGACAUUAACUGCAAACUGAAAGAAGAAAUCGCUGAAGCCAUCUGGACGCACCACCAGAAAGUGAUUGUGGCGGAUGACGGACAGGGGGACCUUGUGGCGUUCUUCGGAGGCUUAGAUCUCACCAAGGGCCGCUGGGACACUACAAACCACGAGCUCUUUACAACACUGAAUAAGGAACACAAAGGAGACUUCUACAAUGGAUUUAUCAACGUGGAGGAAAGCUACGGACCACGGGAACCAUGGCAUGAUGUGCACGCGCGCCUCACGGGCCGCGCUGCCAUCGACCUGCUCAGGAACUUCGAGGAGAGAUGGAGAAGACAAGUGCCCGACAAGGCUUACCUGCUUGUCCAAACCCUCCAGGAAGACCUGCUGAGGGCACAGGAGGGCAAGAAACACCAGGGUACAGUGUGGCAAAUGCAGGUGGUGCGCUCGAUUGAUGGAAAUUCGGCGGAGUUUUGCAAUGAGCGUAUGGCUGCGCUGGACCAGAUUGAGAAGCUGGUGGUGGAUACAAGUCUGUACCGAGCCUACGUACGCCUCAUCAGGAAGGCAGAGAACUUCAUUUACAUAGAGAGUCAGUACUUCGUCGGAUCGGACAUGGCAUGGAGUCAGGAACAAAACGUCGGCGCAAGAAAUCUGUUGCCUCUGGAAAUUACACAACGCGUGGUGGAGAAGAUCCGUGCAGGCCAGGCAUUCCGAGUGUACGUGGUGCUGCCCAUGAUCCCCGAAGGUAACGUGAAGAGACCCAGCACCCAAGCAUUGAUCCAGACCAUCAUGCACUACCAGUUUCUAACCAUACAGAUGAUGUACAAGAGGAUAGCCCAAGCUCUGAGUGAGGCGGGGUCAGACCUGCACCCCACUGACUACUUGCUGUUCCUCUGUCUGGGCAAGAAGGAGUCCAGGGCGAGGGUGAGUGCGGCUUUGGGUGACCAGGGGCUACGGGAGGACAGCGAGGAGUGGGAGUGGCGGCAAAAGUCUCGCUUCCUCAUCUAUGUGCACUCCAAGAUGGCAAUUGCUGACGACACACACAUCAUCCUCGGCUCGGCAAACCUACACGAGCGUUCACUAGAUGGCUCCAGAGAUACUGAGGUGGCUGUGUCUGCCCGCCAGAUUGUGCUGAACAAGGACAAGACCGAGGGCGUGGCGGUCAGUGACGGCGAGGUGGCAAUGUUCCGCAAGCGUCUCUGGGCCGAGCACACCUGCGGCCUGUCCGAAAAGGAAAAACCUCUGCAGGAUCCAUCUUCACUCAACGCCAUCAGGAGAAUUAAAGAACUCGCGCAUGAAUCUUGGAAGUGCUUCCUCGAUGGUAAACCUGACGAGGAGACCAAGAAUCACUUCUUAACGUACCCGCUGCAGGUGACUGAGGACGGACAGGUGCAGCCCCAGCGCGCAAUGCCUAACAUCCCUGACUUUGACCUCCCCGUGCAGGGCAGCAAGUGGAGCCUGCCCAUAGUGCCGGUGCUCUAGGCUGAGGCUCGUCCGACGGACCGGCUGGCUUUGUGGCUCGACAGCUACGAGGACUUCGUACCUAAGCUCUAGUUUGAGAACUUGAAGUAUUACUAACGACAAAAUCAGUAGAGCUGUUGGACAAUGAAAUAAUUAAGUGCAUAACGUAACAACGAAGAAUACAUUGUUAUAAAGACGGCUCCAUACUUAAUGAAGGAGCCUUCCUACCCUUAUUCUUAGUUAUGGUGACAUGUCAACUCAAGAUAUUUAUGACUUUUUUUCUUUCCUCAACCCCACUCUAUAUCCACCUCAUCAUCCCAUAGAUGAUGGAUAGAUAGAUAGAUAGUUAGUUUACUGUCAACAAUAACAUCCCAAGUAAAUGUUAAGGAUGUCUUUAAUAAACAAUGACAACUCUAUAA
Molecule: messenger RNA, 2773 nt
Organism: Portunus trituberculatus (swimming crab)
Lineage: Eukaryota; Metazoa; Arthropoda; Malacostraca; Decapoda; Portunidae
Product: phospholipase D beta 1-like
Biological process (GO): phospholipid catabolic process
Cellular component (GO): plasma membrane
Molecular function (GO): D-type glycerophospholipase activity
Source: RefSeq, a predicted model, not a curated record